GACAGGGACCCUAAAUAAUUUUAAAACAUUCCAUUGUCAUGUUGUAUUCUUCAUAUUUUAUUGUACAGUUGAUGAAUAAAUUUUUUUAAUUUAUUAUAUAAUUUGGUCAUGCAUUUAACAAAUGUCAAAACACAAAAAAUUGUAAUACGUUCCUGUAUCAAGUAGAACACUAAACCGCGAUAACAUUCCUUGCAAAAUAAAAACUGAUGACAUGUCUAACACGUUGCAUUUAUUUUUAUUAUUGCCUCCCAAAACAGCAUUUUCCUUAUCAAAUUGAUAAGUGCGUGAGUGUCUUAAAAUGGAACCUGGAGCAGUCAAUAACGCGCCAGGGGAUGGCAAUUUCAAAAUGCCAACGUUGGAAGAGCUAUUAGAAGCUUUGCAAAAUAUGGAAGGCAUCCCAGAGGAAGAAAAAGAAAAACUGAGAGACAACUUGAUCGCACGCGCCAAUGAAGCAAAACCUGGAUUCAUGCCUCCAAUGAACGGUCCCACUUUUGGAACUGCUCCAGACUUAGCAAUUCUUUUCGGUUUGAUAACCGUUGUCGGUUUAAUUUUCGAAAGUAAAUUCGGUUGUUGCUUGUUAAGUGGCAAUAAAGUGUGGCCUAAAAUGGCAAAUUUGAAUGAAAUAAAAAAAAAUAAUCUUGACGUUGACGAACUUUCGGAGAAGAUAAAAAAUGUGGCCAAUGCUUUGAAAGAAGAAUUCGGGGAUGAUUUUAAAGACAAAUUGGGACAACUUCUCCAAACGAGAGUUAACUAUUAUGCUCACGCUUUCAUUUUUUGUGUUGUGUUACUGGUUGUGAUUUUUGCAUUCUUUGGUUACAAACUGUACAAGUCAUUGACAGCGCGUGAAAAAAGAAAAGAGGAAAAACGUCGUCAGAAGCAACAAAAAAAGAAGAAAUGAAAUUACUGUAUUUUAUGCUUCAUUAAUAAAUUGAAUUAAUACGAUAA
Tribolium castaneum (red flour beetle) is the source of this 945-nucleotide messenger RNA. RefSeq lists its product as uncharacterized. NCBI's taxonomy places the organism in Eukaryota, Metazoa, Arthropoda, Insecta, Coleoptera, Tenebrionidae. Bases 299 to 898 code for a protein of 199 amino acids. The transcript is spliced from 3 exons. The record is from RefSeq and is a predicted model, not a curated record.